GUGCUUCGUGUCUAGCUGCAUCUGCAUCCUCCGCCUUGCUAGUCUUUCAGCUUUCAGUCACGUGUAGAUAGGAUCUCCACACCACCACCAAGACGUCACUUCGCCAUCACUUCGCAUCACACCUUCCUACAACUACAACUGCACCUCGGCUACUCAGCAUCUAUCCGUAGAUAGAUUCCUCACCACCACCAUCCCACCACCAUCCCACCACCACCACCAUCCCACCACCACCACCAUCCCACCACCACCACCACCACCAACAACAACAACAACAACAACAACAAACAAGAACAAGAACUACACACAUCUUUCGACAACUACACUCCACACUCCACCAUCACCUUCUCAUCACCUACACAUCCUCUCCUCUCUCUCCCCGCUAUUCGAACACCCUAUACGCUAACCACUCCCCCCCGCCGCCCUCCUCCCCUCACCUACCCGCCGCGUCUCCCCUCUCUCCCCCCCGCCUCCUCCGCCUCCUCCGCCUCCUGCCCCUCUCCUCCCCCCCCCCCCCCUACCCAAGCAGGUCACCCGUAAUGGGCUGGACGUGCUGAUCAAGACCACCUUCAGCUACGUGGAGUCGCUGCUGCCUCAGGUGGACGUGGGCUCGGGGCUCAACAGCUCGGAGUUCAGGUUCCUGUGGACCACCGGGCACGCGGACACGGAGGGCGGCGUGACCCUGCUUGCCGACAUCUUCAACAACGACGUGCAGGGCACCUACGACUCUAUCAAACACCAGCAGAUCGCCCUCUUCUGCAUCGCCUGGGUGUGGGGUCUGGGCUUCCUGCUGCUGCAGCUGCGGCCGCUGCUGCGGCGGGUGCACAGCGAGAUGCGGCGGAUCGCGGAGCUGCUGAGUCAGUUGCCCGGGGAGGUGGACUGCGAGGCGCUGGUGACGGCGGUGAUACUGGAGGAUGUGUCCUCGGGGCCGCAGGGAGGGGGGCCGCAGGGGGGGAGGGAGCAGAAGGAGAGGCGAGGAGGCGGAGGGGAGGGCGGUGGCGGACAGUGGGGAGGCGGGGGGCAGGUAGACGGGCAAGGAGGCGGAGGCGGCGGAUGGAGUGGAGGUGGCAAGACGAUGGGUCGUUUCCCCGAGGUAAUCACCUCUGCGCCCUCUGUCAGCCGCCGCCGCUUCCCCGCACUGCCCUCCGUUCGGGCCCUGGCAGGGACGGGGGCGGGUGGCGACCCGCUGGGCUCCAACCAUGCUACCGAGGGGCCGGAGGGGGCGGGCCGGGCGCCUUGAGCGGCGGUAACGCGUCGGACAGACCCCCCAGGAGGAGAGGGGGGCAUCAGGAGGGGUUUGCGACGGGAAGGCACUGGGAUGGGAUUGGUAGAGCGGGUUCGAUUGGUUGUGACGUAUGGCUUGGUGGGUAGUGUGAACAUGGGGCGCGGUAUGAUGGGAAAAGAAUAUGCGGGGGGACCGCGAUGAAAGGCAGGGCUCUUGGAUGCAAAUGUUUAGCGGUGAUGAUGGCAGUUACAUGAAAGCAGUUACAUGUCUAAUGUUUUAGCAAAUCUUGGUUGGGUUGCUAAGUGAUAAUGGAACUAGUUACAUGUCUAUCGUGUUAACAAUUCUUGGUUGGGUUGCUAAGUGAUAAUGGGAUUCUUGUUGUUUGUUGGUUCUGUUGCAUGUACGGUGCAUGCUUGGUGUCGUGCUGGUGUGUGCGGUUUGUUUCUCCUAGUGAGCAUGUAAGGAGUACGUAUGCUGCACGGGACUAUUGUUCCAUAUUAUUUUCUAGGAAGAAAAUGGUGAUGGCAUGCAAACGUGCGCUUCCAAAGACCUAAGACAGGGCCACCUGCCAGAUGUCAUUCACAUACACGUAUAUGAAGCAUGAUGAGUGAGUGACCGUUACAAUGGUUCCCAGAAAGGGGACAUUGGUGAUGGGAUGUUGCGGGCGGGCCAAUAGGGCCGGGUGAGGGAGGCACGGGUGCGAAUUGACCCUUAGCAGCCUUAACUGCCGCCGUUGCUCUGUUGGGGUUUUCGCCGUUAAUCUGUUGUUUUUUGCCGUUCAUCUGUUGGUUUUUCAAGGUGUUGAAGUACGGUGUUGUCGCUACGAGGCAAUCAAAUGUGAGAUGGUCAAGUACGAUGUGGUAAAGUGAGAAUGUUUUGGCAUGUGGUCUUUGCCCAAACGGUGUUUUGGGGCAGGGAUGUUGUUUGUGGGUUUUAGCUGGUUAACAAGAUGCAAGACGAUGAUGGGUUGCGUGCGGUUGUGGUGGCUUCGCUUGUUGGUUUUCGUGAGGUUGCUACUCGCCCCCUUGUCGCAUCAUACUAGAUGCGCCGGUGUGGUAUCAAUUACGGAGUUGUUACAAGAGGUCCACUGUUUUAGAGGGCGGACAAUCAACGCGCUUUCGCGCGUGUCGUUCCCGUGAAUGCGUGUCUUCUCUUUUGGAUGCGGUACCUACGGUACGGUGGUAGCUUGUACUGAUGAUGCGGCGUUGCCGGUGUUGCUGGUGCACUAGCUCCGAUGAUGCGAUGUGUUUUAGUUCGGUUUGUUGGUGAUUUGUUGGUCAGGUCGAAAAGGGUUUGUUGGUCAGGAGAUAGGGGGAGGACCAACCGUCGAUGUCCAAUGAUUGCGGCUUGUGUGCGUGCCGGCACUGUUUGGCAGGCGACAAAAAAAUGGAUGGACGCAAUGCCCUGCUGUCUCCUCGGGACUGCCCAUUCGGCAAGGUGACCUUGCAAGUUGCAGAUCGUACAGCUGCGGACACGUGCGGAUUGCGGUGCGGACCGGGGCCUUCAAGCCUGCUGAACAGUAGCCACUGGUGAGAUGUGUAUGUGGGGCCUUAUUGCAUGUGAGGCCGCGGGUUCUCACACGCGCACCGGUCGACUUGCACGGCGGUGUGCUGCCGCAUGCCGCUAUUCAUCCGUUGUCAGGACUACUGGACGUCCGUACGGGCGCUUAUCGACAUGACAUGACAUGACAUGGCAUGACAUGCGCGUCCAUCGCCCCUUACCGCCAUACUCUCACAUGUAGCGGUGUGUUAAAAUAACUGGCCGCGACCUUUCCUUCAACCAAAAGUCAUACGUCUGUGUAUGUGUGCAGCAGCUGCAGCAGGGUGCACCUCCUGUCCCGCGUGGCCCCUGUCAUGGACAUGCUGGAGGAAGUGGUUCGUGUGGCGGCAACCGGUCCCCGGAUCGUGAAACACAUACUGUCUGCUGUGCUGCGAUGUUGCCCCUGCGCGACGCCUGUGUGACGACGUGUACGUCAAGAGAGAUGUGGACCCCUCUUGCGUCUUGGUCUGGUUUGGCUGUCGAAGUUGAUGUGUAUGUGGUAAACCAAUGUCGAUGUGCGUGUGAAGAUAAUGUGGAUAUGUGAGGAAAGGCAAUGUCGAUGUUGCGUGUAUAAUAUGGUUCUGAGCCGCGAUGUUUAUUUAUCUGCUGUCGCUGUUUGUGUGCGUGGGCGCGUGCUUCGGGUGUUUGUAUGCGUGUAGGCUAUGUCCCGGAUUGUGUUCCGGUCGUAACUGCGGUUUUUCCAAAGGAAAAGGCCUUAUGCGGCUUCAGCAUCUAUGUGUGAUGCGCCAGGAUUGUGAGCUUCGUGGUAUGCUGGAGUCAGAGGGAGGAAGGUCAACGGGACUGGAGGGCUUGCUUUCCGUGAAGGCUUGAAAUGAGGCAACGGCGGUGUCCUGUCAUGCCACAGAACCUGCCUCAACCCUCUCUGUAUGCGUUUGUGGAGUCCUACCUUCAUGUCUUGCCGUGUGUCGUACAUGUUGCUGUUGCGUCGCCGUAUACUCCUAUUUACCUGGGGUGCAAGGUCCUUAGCACGGCUUCUCCGACUAAUGUAAAUGGGGGUGAAGGUGGCAAGUGAUACCGGUAGGCCUUUUCCUUAAGCGCAUCAAGAGGAGGGGAGCUGUCAGUCCCGAUCAUGAUUGCUUGAUGGCAAAAUCCCAUCACACACCAGACUUUGUACGUUUUCGCCAUCGUCUGCUGAGAGCUAACACGUAUCAUCAUCUCACUCUUCGUCGGAAACUGGUUCGCAAAGUUGAGAGCCUUGGGGCAGUGCCUUUGUUAAUUCUGUUUUGUACUGCAGCAGUACUGCUUACUGUGAGCAAUAAUAAGCGUUGCUAGUCAAGCGUGCGCGGUCGUAAGAACCAACUGUUACCGUUACUUUGAGCUGCUACUAUGUUUCCGUGUAAGAGCGUGUUCUUAGAUAAUGUUGGCUGCAUAAUAAAGUGGUGUAAGUUGAAGUCUCUCGUGCCUCGUGCUGUAACAAACACAGUUAAGCACUCCAACCUCCAACGCACAAUAAUGCUGCCCACCUGGCUGCCUGGCUCACAGCAAAGUCUGCUGAGGUUUUGGUUUGGUGGUCCUCCUGUUCUCCCUCUGUAACAGUCCACAUCUCCUU
Molecule: messenger RNA, 4331 nt
Organism: Astrephomene gubernaculifera
Lineage: Eukaryota; Viridiplantae; Chlorophyta; Chlorophyceae; Chlamydomonadales; Astrephomenaceae
Source: the annotation of a GenBank genome assembly